This is a messenger RNA of Chrysoperla carnea, 2111 nucleotides long. RefSeq names its product vacuolar protein sorting-associated protein 26B-like. Gene Ontology annotation, cellular component: retromer complex; endosome. The record is from RefSeq and is a predicted model, not a curated record. The coding region runs from base 84 to 1469 and encodes 461 amino acids. Gene Ontology annotation, biological process: retrograde transport, endosome to Golgi; intracellular protein transport. NCBI's taxonomy places the organism in Eukaryota, Metazoa, Arthropoda, Insecta, Neuroptera, Chrysopidae. The transcript has 4 exons.
UGUAUAAUUAUAUUUAAAUAAAAUAAAUAAUAAGUUUAUAUUAAUUAUAACGAAUUGUGUUUCAUUAAUCAUAUUUCUAGAAAAUGAGUUUUUUUGGAUUUGGUCAAUCAGCUGAUAUAGACAUUGUAUUAGAUGGAGCUGAAACAAGAAAACAAGCCGAAGUUAAGACAGAAGAUGGUAAAAAGGAAAAAUUAUUGUUAUACUACGAUGGAGAAACUGUUUCGGGAAAGGUGAACAUAACUUUGCGUAAACCUGGUUCAAAAUUAGAACAUCAUGGUGUUAAAAUUGAAUUUGUUGGACAAAUUGAAUUGUUUUAUGAUCGUGGUAAUCAUCAUGAGUUUACAAAUUUAGUGAAAGAGUUAGCACGACCAGGCGAUAUGAAUCAACAUACAACAUACGCAUUUGAGUUCUCAUGUGUGGAAAAACCAUUUGAAGUAUAUACUGGUGCUAAUGUUAGAUUAAGAUAUUUUCUACGUGUAACAAUCGUCCGUCGUCUAUCUGAUAUUGUUAGGGAGUUAGACAUUGCUGUUCAUACAUUAUCCUCCUAUCCAGAUAUGAAUAAUCCCAUCAAAAUGGAAGUGGGCAUAGAAGAUUGUUUACAUAUUGAAUUUGAAUAUAAUAAAUGUAAAUAUCAUUUAAAAGAUGUGAUUGUAGGUAAAAUAUAUUUCUUAUUAGUACGUAUUAAAAUCAAACAUAUGGAAAUUGCAAUUAUCAAACGUGAAACCACUGGGUCCGGUCCAAAUACAUUCGUCGAAAAUGACACAAUUGCAAAAUACGAGAUUAUGGAUGGUGCCCCUGUACGGGGAGAAUCAAUACCAAUACGUGUAUUCUUAGCUGGCUAUGAUUUAACACCAACAAUGCGAGAUAUUAAUAAAAAAUUCUCUGUGCGUUACUAUUUGAAUUUGGUAUUAAUGGAUACCGAAGAUCGUCGAUAUUUUAAACAACAAGAGAUCACGUUAUGGCGUAAAGGUGAAAAAAGUAUGACAUCGAGUAUUACAAACAAUACAAGACAACAGCAACAAUCACAACAAAUAAAUAAUAGUAAUAAUAGUAAUAAUAAACAAUUAAUUAUGAAUAAUGAUUCAACUCCUGGUAUGCCAUCACAUUUGGUUGGUGCUGAUCAACAAUUCCAUCAUACAAAUACAACAAGUGAACAACCCUAUGAUAUUAAUAUACAAAAACAACAACAACAAUUAAGAAAUCAACAACAACAGCAGCAACAGCAACAACAACAACAACAACAGCAGCAGCAGCAACAGCAACAAAUUAUACAAACAACUGCUAGUGAAGAGAAUAAUGUUGAUGAUGAUCAAGAUGGUUUAAAAACAAAUCCAAUUGAACGAAUGCAACGUGAAUUAGGUGAUGGACAGCAGAUAACUGAUAAUCAAGAUAUUUUAUCAUCAAAUCCACAUAAUAAUUUGUUAGGUGAUAAUGAUGAUGACGAUUUUAAUGAUGUUGAUAAUAAAUAAUAAUAAUAACUAUUAUCUUCUUUAUGAUAUGAUUGAUGAGAUGAAUGAGAUAUACAUCUGCUAGCGUCAAUAUUUAAAUUCGAAUAUUAUCUCAAAUAAAUAACAAAAUAUGUAAUGAGUAAAUGUAAUGUUCGUAAAGAUGUUACAGGCCUAGGAAAAUUAUGAAGUCAAUCUCAAUUCAUUUAGAAAGUGCAGUUUUGAGGGAAUGUUAGUAAUAAUAUUCUCAGUGCUACAAAUAAGAGUAACAAGAAUCAAUAACAAAUAAUAAAUACUGAUACAGGAAACCACAAACGGCUAAAAUCUGUUAUUAUCAGGGAUUAUAAUUGACCGGAAAUUAUUAUGAAAAUCAGGUAUAUAUAGGAAGUACCAAAAUAUCUUGGAAAUUAAUUGUUUUUAAUUCAAAUUACAGACGAUCUUUAUUUAAAUUUUUCGAUUUCGAUCUUUUUUUAGAAUUUUAUCGGCACGCUUAAGAUGUUAUCAAUUUCCAAAAAACAUGAAAGAGAUGCUCUUUCUUUUGAAAUAUCCGAAAAUGGAAACUAUGUAUUAAGAAAAAGUUGAUUUAAACUAGAUAAUGUUCGACCAAAAAUUUUUUUCAAAACGUUAAAUACUUCCACAUUUUCCUUUCAAUUCUAAAAAAAAUAA